Helianthus annuus (common sunflower) is the source of this 2008-nucleotide messenger RNA. Its product is annotated as DEAD-box ATP-dependent RNA helicase 51. Bases 114 to 1850 code for a protein of 578 amino acids. Lineage: Eukaryota; Viridiplantae; Streptophyta; Magnoliopsida; Asterales; Asteraceae. Gene Ontology annotation, biological process: maturation of LSU-rRNA from tricistronic rRNA transcript (SSU-rRNA, 5.8S rRNA, LSU-rRNA). The record is from RefSeq and is a predicted model, not a curated record. The transcript is spliced from 12 exons. Gene Ontology annotation, cellular component: nucleolus. Gene Ontology annotation, molecular function: nucleic acid binding; ATP binding; RNA helicase activity.
AGUAUAUUCAAGUCCCCUUAAACCCUAAUUUUGGGCUGUCAUUUGUUUGUUACUUAAAGUAAAUAAAUCUGUGGUGUAUCGUUUAAAUUAGCAGUCGCUCGUCAGAGACAGUGAUGGCUAUGGCAGUGUCAGAGGAAAACCCUAAUUCUAAUUCCAAAGUUGAAAGCAAGAAACGAAAGAGGAACAAGAACAAAAAGACUGGAGGUGAAGAAUCGGAUUUAGCAGUAGCUCAUGUUAAGGCAGAUGAGGAAGAGAAGAAGAAGAAGAAAAAUAAGGCGAUUGUAGAAGAUAAGACAGAGACGGAUGAAGGUUUGGACACAGAAGAAGCGACUGAAGAAGAAGAAGAGGAGGAGGAGGAGGAGGUGAAGAAGAAGAAGUCUGGGAUCAUGAGCAACGAUCCGUUUACUGCUUUGCCGUUGUCUGAUCCAACGAUGAAAGCCAUUUUGGAUAUGGGCUUUAAGUAUAUGACUCAGAUUCAAGCCAGAUCAAUUCCUCCUCUUUUGGAAGGAAGUGAUGUUCUCGGAGCUGCAAGAACAGGUUCUGGUAAAACUCUAGCUUUUCUUGUACCAGCAGUUGAGCUGUUAUAUCAUGCUCGCUUUGCUCCUCGAAACGGGACUGGUGUUGUUGUCAUUUGCCCGACAAGGGAGCUCGCAAUACAGACUCAUGCAGUCGCCAAGGACCUUCUCAAGUAUCACUCACAAACUCUUGGGCUGGUAAUUGGCGGUGCAGCCCGAAAAGGAGAAGCUGAGCGGAUUGUGAAGGGAGUAAAUUUGUUGGUAGCUACCCCUGGUCGACUUCUUGAUCAUCUCCAGAACACCAAAGGCUUUAUCUAUAAGAACCUUAAGUGCUUUGUGAUUGAUGAAGCGGAUAGAAUUUUGGAAGCCAACUUUGAAGAAGAAAUGAAGCAGAUAAUUAAAAUCUUACCAAAGACAAGGCAAACUGCUCUUUUUUCUGCCACUCAAACAAAGAAGGUCGAGGAUCUUGCGCGCUUAUCAUUUCAAACUACUCCGGUGUAUAUUGACGUAGAUAAUGGGAGAUCCAGGGUGACGAAUGAAGGUUUGCAACAAGGUUAUUGCGUGGUGCCAAGUGCAAAGAGAUUCAUACUUCUUUACUCUUUCUUGAAAAGGAAUCUGUCAAAGAAAGUGAUGGUUUUCUUUUCUUCAUGCAAUUCGGUUAAGUUUCACUCUGAGCUUCUCAAGUAUAUUCAAAUGGAUUGUUUUGAUAUUCACGGGAAGCAAAAGCAGCAGAAACGAACUUCCACAUUCUUUGACUUUUGCAAAGCAGAGAAAGGAAUCUUGCUGUGUACUGAUGUUGCUGCUCGUGGUCUCGAUAUCCCUGCUGUGGACUGGAUUGUGCAGUAUGAUCCUCCAGAUGAACCAAAGGAAUACAUUCAUCGAGUGGGUCGUACGGCUCGUGGAGAAGGUGCAAAAGGAAAUGCUUUACUUUUCCUUAUCCCGGAAGAGGUGCAGUUUCUUCGCUACCUUAAGGCUGCAAAAGUACCAGUUAAGGAGUACGAGUUUGAUGAAAAGAAGAUGGCUGAUGUGCAGUCUCACCUGGAAAAAUUGGUUGGCACCAACUAUUACUUGAACAAAUCAGCUAAAGAUGCAUACAGAUCAUACUUGUUAGCUUAUAACUCACACUCCAUGAAGGACAUCUUUAAUGUUCACCACCUGGAUACACAGGCAGUUGCAGCGUCAUUCUGCUUUUCGGAUCCUCCAAAGGUAAACCUGAACAUAGACAGCAAUGCAUCAAAAUUCAGGCAAAAAUCACAAAGAAGCCGAAAUGGAUUUAGUGAAAGCAAUCCAUAUGGCAGAAACCGUGAUGACAAAACCCAAGUUGUAAGAUAUUAAUUAGCAGCCUGACUGCCGCUGUGCCCAGUUUUGACUUUAAUUUUGUUACAAGUGUUUUUCUUUUAUACUGUACACCGGUUAAGGUUGAUUGAAUGGUUCAUUUGUGCACCAAGGAUGAGUUUGCAUACAAUUUAAGACGUCGCUGUUUAAGUUUAAAA